Molecule: messenger RNA, 2695 nt
Organism: Tarenaya hassleriana
Lineage: Eukaryota; Viridiplantae; Streptophyta; Magnoliopsida; Brassicales; Cleomaceae
Exons: 11
Coding region: 131-2380 (749 amino acids)
Biological process (GO): spindle attachment to meiosis I kinetochore; kinetochore assembly; attachment of mitotic spindle microtubules to kinetochore
Cellular component (GO): kinetochore
Molecular function (GO): centromeric DNA binding
Source: RefSeq, a predicted model, not a curated record
CCAUUACAGUCUCAGAUUCCCGCUUCAUCUCCCAUUUCGAAUCUUUACCCUUUCGUAUCUCUCCCUCUCUUCCAUUGGUGGUCUGAGGGCUUCAUCGGAGUUCCGGCGGCGAAAUCUCUGGCGGUUUCAGAUGUCAGAUUGGAAUCAGAGCUCAGGCUUGGAGGACCCGUUACAGGUGUACUCUGGUCUGUCGUUGUUUCCUCGUACGCUGAAAUCUCUGUCGAUUCCACUUCCUCCUCCUCGUCUGCAACAGUCCGACGAUCUGCAGCAGACCCAUAGUUUUCUGGAAUCUAUGCCUUCGAAAUUUCAAAGUGAGCUUGCGGAGCAGACAAAGGCCAUUUUAGAUAGCAGCUCAGAACUUCUAAAUCCAGGAAUUCCAGUCAAUGUGGUAUCUAAAGAUGAUAGCCAAGGCAUUGAAAUGAAUCCCAUUGCAAACCAACGUGAAAGAAGACAGGGCUUAGGCCGCAAAAGAGCACGGUUCUCUUUGAAGCCUACAACAAGUCAACCUAAUCCAAAUGUUGAUGAACCAAGUUUUGAUGAUAGUAAAUAUCACAAUCCUGAAGAUUUCUUUGCAGCCUAUGAAAAGUUUGAAAAUGCCAAAAGAGAAUGGCAGAAACAGACUGGUACCAGUUUAACACAUACACACCAGAACCAACCAGAAAUACGCCCCCGUAGACCAGGAAUUUCAGGGAGGAGACGAGUUUCAUAUAACCAUAGGUAUUCAACGGAUGGUGUCAACCUUGAAGCUUCAGAUGGGGAACUUGUCAGCCCCUGUGACGAAAGCUUGCUAAAGAAUAAUACAGCUAAUGUAACAACUGUAGAUGAAGAGUCCACUGAUCCGUCAACUGAGACUGAGAAGAAUGUGGAAAGCAUCCUGGGUGAUUUGCUUUCUUGCUCUCCAGAACUUGUGGGGGAUGUCAACCUUUUGGAAGAAUGCCUGCAGAUCAAGCCCAUUGAUACUGAGAAACUGUCUCUCCCUGAAUUGCAAGAUGUGCGAAAGAGCAACUUCAUGGCACCUCAAAGAUACUCAUCAAAGCCAAGGACUGUGUUGUCAGACAUACGGAAUAUGUUAAAGGGAAUACGCAGUGAAACAGGGCGAAAGAAUACCCAGACACCAUCGCCCCUACAAAGUCCAGGGGAUUCACUUUCUUCACAGAUAAAACAUAUGUCACCAUCAAAUCUACAGGAUCAGUUUUCAUUCCCCGAUCGCAAUCACUUGCUACCAGGAGAUAUUUCCACCAGAGCUCUCGGUCAACAGUCCAGUGAGGUUGAUGCAGCAAAGGGUUCAAAUAUCUACUCCAGAUCUUCAGCAACCAUCAGUGGUGAUGAUAUUGAUAACGUAUUCCCAUCUAAUGUGGGCUAUGGAGAUAUUGGCCCAGUAAACAAAUCUGUGGAGAAGACUUCUGGUGAACUUGAGUCUGAUACUCAUACUGAUCUCAGUAGACCUGUUUCAAGUUCAGCAGAAGGAACUUUAGGGGAUGGUAUGAAUGAUAGUGUCAUGUACAGAAACCCAAUCAGAUCAAAGUUGAAUGUAGAUAUACAAUCAGAAGCAAAUGAUGGGGACAUACCCAUUAGUGAAAGCGAGACAUGUAGAGACUUGACCAGAAGUGAAAAUGACCCAGAUAUUUGUGCAGGUGAAGCAAAUCAAUUAGAUGGCCUGGCUGAAGAUUCGUUUAGAGUGGAAACAAGAAGGGAUGAUUUCACUGUGGAAAAGGAUUUCAUUCCAAGUCAACAAGAUGAAUCCUCCAAAUCUCCAAAUGGAGCUCAAGAACAACACAGCACAGUGAAUGGAUCCCCUGAGUAUGUAGAGAACCUUCAAGAACAACAUGGGAACCAAAAUGAGAACGAUGGGCUUGCUCAUGGGCUUCAAGAAAAUGUCCAGGGAGUUCGCUACUCUUCUGAAGAACUAAUGACUAAGGGAGGAAAUAGAAUAUCCCAUGAGAGAAAAGGGAAAAAGCGAAACAAAAAGGGAUCUGAUGAGAGUGAGGGGAGCAAGCGAAUGAAAACAUUAUCCGGUGAGGGUGGAAGCUCUGAGCAAACUGAAAGAAUAUCCCACGAAAACAAGGAGAACAAGCGAAGAAAAACAGUAUCACGUGAGAGUAAGGCGUUUUCACGCAGGAAAAGUCUUGCAGCCGCUGGUACUGAAUGGGAAUCAGGUGUGAGACGUAGUACGAGGAUCAAGUCAAGACCACUUGAGUACUGGAAAGGCGAAAGAUUCUUGUAUGGACGCAUUCACGAGAGUUUGGCGACUGUAAUUGGCGUAAAGUACGAAUCCCCGACGAUGGCAGCAAAGGGAAAUCGGGAAAAGCCGAGGUUGAAGGUGAAGUCAUAUGUGUCCAAUGAAUACAAAGAACUCAUCGAACGAGCUGCUCUGCAUUGAAGAACCCAACCAGUCAGAACUCCUAAGAGGUGAAACAUCCUUAUAAACCUCUAUAUUUCUGGUUCCUUUGUUUCUGAACCAUUUGUUAAUGGUUUGUGUCCUUAUCGUUUGUGUUCCAUUGUCGGAUCUAAACAAAAGCCCCCCCUCCUUUUUUUUGUAGCAGAAGAAACGUUUCUCUUGUUCCAUGUAGCAGCAGUAACCCGAGUCUAAUGGUUUCUCUAUGUCAUAAUACAUAUAUAUAUAUAUGUAUGUAUAUUAACAGCCUUCUUCUCUAACGUUUCUGUGGCUCAACCGUUACUUUGUUUUUGACUUUCA